Molecule: messenger RNA, 3571 nt
Organism: Pseudophryne corroboree (corroboree frog)
Lineage: Eukaryota; Metazoa; Chordata; Amphibia; Anura; Myobatrachidae
Gene: IVNS1ABP
Product: influenza virus NS1A binding protein
Exons: 15
Coding region: 696-2624 (642 amino acids)
Molecular function (GO): protein binding
Source: RefSeq, a predicted model, not a curated record
CUAUCGGUCAUCGAUAUGUAACCCAAUGGGAUUAGCGACCCGUGCAGUUAGGAUUUUUCUCAUUGGCAGCACUGGGGUCAGACAUGUGCGUCAUUGCCGCCAUCAAGCUAAUCAGGUGAGGCACCCCAGGGACCGAGUCAAAGCUAGACAGCCAAACUUGUAGCUGUAUGUGCACCAGUACGAGGUAGCGGAUGACGCGGGAUCUUUUUACAUGACUGUACAUGACUGAGUGCAAGGCUCGGGGAAUACGUCCUCCUAGUAGAGACAUUACGGUCAAUCAUCUUCUGAAUCAUCACUUCGGAGUCGGACUCUUUUUUUCAGUCUUGUCUCCACCCACACCCACCAAUCAAUGACUCUGAGAUAGGGCGCGCCAGUGACGUCAUCCGUUGCCGGGCAGCAACCGUACUGGUGAUCGCGAGCGAGAUUGUUGGCGCCAUAUCUGGUGUAUCGCAUGAUCGCAUCAUCAGUCCGGAUGAUCAUGAGGCGGAGUGUGAGAAGGAUAGUUACCGUCGCCUAGUAUCACCUGACCGAGGCCUGUGCCUGUGAGGCUUAAAUAAGUCCAUGGUUCAUUAAGGGAUUUCUGAUACUCUGGAUUGGAUAACGUAAAGAAUUAAAAUCGUUUAAGUGCCUUAAUGUGUUCCAUUUGCGUUUGAGUAAUCUUCAGUGCAUAGUAGUUCAAUAGCUACAUAAAAAAAAUGGUUCCAAACGGUUAUCUCAGUUUUGAGGAUGAACAGUUUAUAGAGUCAUCUGUGGCCAAACUAAACGCCUUGCGAAAAAGUGGCCAAUUUUGUGAUGUCAAACUCCAGGUUUGUGGCCAUGAGAUGCUGGCACAUAGAGCAGUGCUUGCCUGUUGCAGCCCCUUCUUGUUUGAAAUUUUCAACAAUGACAGCGAGUCACAUGGAAUUUCUCAUGUUAAAUUUGAUGAUUUGAAUCCAGAGGCAAUGGAAGUCUUAUUAAAUUAUGCAUAUACGUCACAACUUAAAGCUGAGACUGAGCUAGUAAAAGAUGUCUACUCUGCAGCAAAAAAACUUAAAAUAGAUCGUGUAAGACAGGUUUGUGGAGAUUAUUUAUUAUCAAAAAUAGAUGCACAGAGCUGUAUCUCUUAUCGGAAUUUUGUGAACGCCAUGGGAGAUUGGCGCUUACUAAGUAAGAUAGACAGUUAUAUCCAGGAGCAUCUUCUUGAAAUUUCUGAGCAAGAUGAUUUUCUUAAACUUCCACGACUUAAGCUUGAAAUAAUGCUUGAGGAAAACAACUCGCUCCCAAGCAAUGGGAAAUUGUAUACAAAGGUAAUCAACUGGGUUCAACGCAGCAUAUGGGAACAUGGAGAGAGUUUGGAAUCCCUAAUGGAUGAGGUACAAACUUUGUACUACUCAGCUGAUCACAAAUUGCUUGAUGGGCAUGCUCUUGGUGGACAUAAUGACAUAUUUGCUGCUGAUGAAGAUGGUAUACAAUUGAUUCAGAAGAAAUCUCCCCGUGAAAGUGAUAAUAGGCACUUGAGCAGCAGCUCUUCUGGGACCCUUUCACCUUCAGGAUUUUCCACACAAAGCCCUAAACAUGAAUGGAAAAUAGUUGCAUCAGAAAAGAAAUCUAAAAAAACGUAUUUGUGUCUCGCUGUCCUCAACAGCACUCUCUGUGUUAUCUUCCUGCAUGGACGUAGCACCCCACUGAGCUCCCCAUUAAGUACUCCUCGUUUACUAAAAAGCUUAAGCCUUGAGAUAAAACCUGAUGACUCAAAUGAUAAAGUAAUGUCUCCUAUGCAUUAUGCACGUUCUGGACUGGGAACAGCUGAACUAAAUGGCAAGCUCAUAGCAGCAGGAGGCUACAAUAGAGAAGAGUGUCUCCGCACAGUGGAAUGUUAUGAUCCAGAGAAUGACACCUGGGUGUUUUUAUCUCCUAUGAAAACUCCUAGAGCUCGUUUUCAAAUGUCCGUUUUGAUGGGCGAGUUGUAUGUUGUUGGCGGAUCAAAUGGUCAUUCUGAUGACCUCAGCUGUGGAGAAAAAUAUGACCCUAAUGCAAACACAUGGACACCUGUUCCUGAGUUGAGAACAAACCGUUGCAAUGCAGGUGUUUGUGCCCUCAACGGAAAGUUGUAUAUUAUUGGAGGAUCUGAUCCUUAUGGGCAGAAAGGGCUUAAGAACUGUGAUGUGUUUGAGCCCUUAACAAGGACUUGGGCAAGCUGUGCUCCACUAAAUAUUCGAAGGCACCAGUCUGCAGUUUGUGAGCUUGACAAUCGUAUGUACAUAAUCGGAGGGGCAGAAUCAUGGAAUUGUCUAAAUUCAGUAGAGUGUUACAAUCCUGAGAAUGACACAUGGACUCUUGUGGCACCUAUGAAUGUCGCUCGUCGUGGUGCUGGGGUUGCUUUUUAUGAUGGAAAACUUUUUGUAGGAGGUGGUUUUGAUGGCUCUCGUGCACUAAGUUGUGUGGAAUCUUAUGACCCUACCAAAAAUGAGUGGAAAAUGAUGGGAAGCAUGACAUCUCCUAGAAGCAAUUCUGGCGUGGUAGCUGCAGGAAAUAAAAUAUUUGCUGCUGGUGGAUUUGAUGGAAAUGAUUUUUUGAAUACUAUUGAAGUUUAUAACAGCAGUUUAAAUGAAUGGAGCCCUUAUACCAAAAUGUGCAGAUCAUAGACAAUGUAUAGUUGCAUCCCUUUCAUAUAGAAUCUGAUCUUGGUGUUUUUCUUAUACCAGCCGUUUUGCAGACAUUCUACUUGUGUUGUAAAUACUUUCGUUUGGCUUGGGAGUAGUAGUACAUUACAGUCCUGUGUUUUUUUGUUUUGUUUUUCCGGGUUUUUUGUUUUUUAAUUGGUAUCAGUGAGAAAUUGAGGAAUCUAUUUACUUUUCAAACACCUGCAAAAAAAAAAAAAAAAAAAUAUAUAUAUAUAUAUAUAUAUAUAUAUAUAUAUAUAUAUAAAUAAAAUGUAUUUUUUUUAUUUAUUUAUUUACAUUUUUUUUCCCCUUGGACUGGUAUGUAGAAUUCCGGUAACUGGUGGUGAUUUGUAAACAUUUUGAAUGUCCAAAAAUUAUUCUCCCCAACCCCCCCCCCCCCACCCAAAUAAAAAACUACUGCAGAGCCUUAUUUUCGUUCGGUUAACACUGGUUUUGUUUAAAGUGCAGAAAUGCCAAACAGCAAAUACUUUCAGAAUGCCUUUUUAUUAAGUUCUUUUGUAAAUUUAAUAUGGGUGGCAUAGUAACCUUGACUUCUUUUUUUUUUUAUGCCAUCAAACAUUCUUUCGAAUUGCUUUUACUAUCAAUACAUUAGAUACUGUGUAUUUAAUAAAAUGUAGGAUCUAUUCUGUAACAUUUGUAAGGCGUUUUUUUUUUUUUUUUUUUUUCCAUUAAAAAUCUUUUUCACUAUUUUAGAAAGUAUUCACCUAUUUAUUCUUCGGCAACUUUUGUAAGGUUAAUGGUCUACCCAGGAAUUGUCUUGAAUUGUGUAAAAUCACAUAUUUAAAAACUGGUUUUUAUGCCAAUUUGCAACCUGUGUAUGAAGCCAAAACUUUUAUGUUCUUUUAACAUCUGUAACUUUUCUAUCUCUGCCAGUGUAAGUAAUUAAAUAAAUUUAACACUUGACAAAA